Molecule: messenger RNA, 375 nt
Organism: Neurospora tetrasperma FGSC 2508
Lineage: Eukaryota; Fungi; Ascomycota; Sordariomycetes; Sordariales; Sordariaceae
Exons: 2
Coding region: 1-375 (124 amino acids)
Source: RefSeq, a predicted model, not a curated record
AUGGCCAUCCAGGUUCUCUUGAUUCCUCCGAUUCCUCCACUAAACAAAGACGAAACCAAGUCCCUCGGCCUGGCCCUACCAAUAGAGAUCGUCCGAGUAGAACCUAACGGGGUACCUCUCAUGAGCAGAAUGCUUGAGGCACGGGCCGAGAUAGCAGUUCGACCCACUUGCCAAAAAGUGAAGGAUAUCUUCGGGUUUGACACGGCCGAAGAGGAAAAGUUCUUUGAUGCGGUCGACGCCGGUACCGUCGAGGUUUCCCAGCUUCUCCCUUCGGAACCUGUGGCUUCGCAGAGCGAUGCCCAGCUUGUCAUCUCAGACGGUACAGAUAUCAGCGACUCAUUCAAAGGAUACGAGAACGGCAUAAGGACAGAAUAG